Molecule: messenger RNA, 501 nt
Organism: Aspergillus neoniger CBS 115656
Lineage: Eukaryota; Fungi; Ascomycota; Eurotiomycetes; Eurotiales; Aspergillaceae
Exons: 2
Coding region: 1-501 (166 amino acids)
Source: RefSeq, a predicted model, not a curated record
AUGACCCCAAUUCACUAUGAGUCUACCUACAGCACGUCGCUCAACCCUUGCCGCGAAUUCAGCUUCAUUUUGAUGGACAUUGCGGGGUACAAAGCACACAGACCGGACAACCCUGGUCCGCCAACUCAUAACCAUGUGCGACCAUCGCGGUAUCGAACCUUCUCCGCGGCCGUCCCAGUCCCCAUGCGACCACACAUGUUAGGUUCUCACCACUUUUGUCUGCCCCCUCUCACACCCCGAUCACGAGCCAUGGCACACACCACCAUCUUCAACAAGUUCCAGCGAACCAGCAACAAUCCUGAUACAACAAACCCCAUGAACCAAGCAUUACACCAAGCAAGUCGAAUGCCCUUCUUACCUAUCUUCCAGAAAACCUGGAGAAGGAUUUUGACUGAUUGCACAACUCCUAUGCCAACACGCAAGGUAAUCUACGCGACAUGCAUCCAAAGCCACAAAAGCAAAACCAAAAAGCGAACAUUUACUCAUGCAUGCUCGACAUAA